Molecule: messenger RNA, 1410 nt
Organism: Syngnathoides biaculeatus (alligator pipefish)
Lineage: Eukaryota; Metazoa; Chordata; Actinopteri; Syngnathiformes; Syngnathidae
Product: zinc-binding protein A33-like
Exons: 6
Coding region: 1-1410 (469 amino acids)
Molecular function (GO): protein binding; zinc ion binding
Source: RefSeq, a predicted model, not a curated record
AUGGCAACACACAGUCUCAUCGCCAGAGAGGACCUCAUUUGUCCUCAGUGUACGGAGAUCUACUGCCUCCCCGUUCUCCUGCAGUGUGGACAUAACAUUUGCAAACUUUGCCUGCAGAAGUUCUGGGAAUGGAAAAGAUGCCAAGAGUGUCCGGUGUGUCAGGUUGUGUCCAUCCCAAAAAGGCCUCCUAUCAAUUUGGCGCUGAAGAUAGCAGCCGACCACUACCGCCUGGAGAAGAUGAACGCGGGGCGUUGUCACCUUCACGAGGAGAAGCUGCGUGUUUUUUGUCACAACGACGAGAGGCCCAUUUGUCUAGUCUGCCAAAUGUCCAAAGAGCAUAAAAUCCACGAGUGCUGCCCGCUGGAUGAGGCCGCCAAGCAGAAGAAGGAAGACAUUGCAGCCAGGAUGGAGUUUCUGAAGGAAAAGCUGAAGACCCUGAGCAAGACAAGGGAGACAUGGGAAAAAACCAGGACAUUUAUACAGAGGCAAGCGGAUGAAAACAACAGAGCCAUCAGGGAAGAAUUCCAGAAGUUGCACUUGUUCCUUUUCGAGGAGGAAGAAUCCAGACUUCAGGUGCUGGCGCAGGAAGUGGAGGUGAAGGUCAAAGUCAUGAGCCUAAAACUGGAUUCUAUUGAGAAGCAGAUCAAGAGUCUCGUCUCACUCAUCAGUGACACUGAGACGAGACUGAAGGGGGACGACUUAUCCUUCUUGCUGGACUACAAAGACACCAAGAAGAAGCUCAAAUGCAAUAUUGGAGAACCGGAAAUAAUCAGAGACAUUCUGAUCAACUCUGCCACACAUCAGGCGUCGCUCAAAUUUCAAGUUUGGAAGAAGAUGGAGCGUCUCGUCAAAUAUGUUCCCAUCGCUUUGGAUCCAAACACAGCCCAGGCCAACUUGGAGCUGUCUGAGGAGCUGACCUGCGUUCAGUACAGAAGCCAGCGGGUGCUCCCGGACAACCCAGAACGCUGCACGGGUGCCGUUUGCGUGCUGGGAGCGGGCGGCUUUUUGUCAGGAAAACACAGCUGGACGGUGGACGUGAGUCGGGGCAAAGACUGGUACAUCGGGGUGGUCCAGGAAUCCAUCAAAAGGAAGGGGGCUAUGUCCUUCAAGCCCUCCGAAGGGAUCUGGAUCAUUGGAGGGAUUAUAGGGGACGUCCUGUGGGCUCAGACUUCGCCUCGGACCAGGCUGGAAUGGAAGCAGAAGCCCGAGAGGAUUACAGUGGAACUGGACUACGACAAGGGGAAGGUGGCGUUCAUCAAUGCUGUGGAUUCAAAGACCAUUUUCACAUUUAAAGACAAGUUCACCGAGAGGAUCUUCCCCUACUUCUCGCCUGGGAUUCAUGACGAGGGAAGUGGCUCUUUCCCCCUCACCAUCUGUUCUCAGAAAACCACAAUCACAAUCUCAGAUUAG